GACAGAGAGAAAGAGAGACAGAGAGACAGAGAGAGAGAGAGAGAGAGAGAGAGAGAGAGAGAGAAAGAGAAUAUUUUCAUUGCCCUCAGAUUUCAAUCCCCCCUUCAAAAAUCCUGUCGCCGCCACUGGGUAUAAACAAAAACGCACUUCCUUAUUUCAUUGUGCGUCAUGCUUUCACAAAUGUCUAUUAAUUUAGCUAAUACAAUUUUUAAUACUCCGGCCUCUCACCAUCGAAAACUACUGGGAACUUGUUCUAUAUCACUUUAAAUCAUCGAGUGACUGAACAAACUACGGACAAGAUGGAGCUUCUAUCAAAUGAUACCGCUAAUGACACUUUUGUACCAGAUGGUUCCAUGGAGGAUUUUAGCAGGCCUACCAUUUUAUUGGUCUUGGAACUUACCAGCCUUUUCAUCAUCAUGAUCAGCGCCUUUGCGGCCAACGUCACGGCAAUCUUCAUCAUCCUGCGCGUGCGCAUUCUGAGGCGAACCCCCCACAACCUGCUCAUCUUGACGUUGUCUCUGGGUGACUUGGGCGUGGUCUUCACAAGUAUGCCAUUCUCCGUAGUGUCUUCUCUAGACGGCGGAGAAUUCCUACGGACUCAUCAUGGUGUAUGCACGUUUAAUGGUUUCUGCGUGCUCCUCUUUUCACUCGUCAACUUCCUUACCAUAGUCGCCAUCGCAAUGGACCGUGUCUUCAUCGUCACGUCAGCGAAAGUACUCCAGACUCACGGUCGCCUCAGGGUCGGCAUCAUGAUCGUAUUUCUAUGGUCGUUGUCCGUCGCUGUCGCGCUUUUGCCUGUCACGGAAAUCGUCUCGACGAUGAUCUAUGUCCACUACACCCGCCACUGCACGUACAAGGACGAUGAGGAGGAGGACGAGCGGUUCCGCAUUGCUAUGCGGGUCAUAAUCAUCGGUUUCGUACUGCCAGCGCUGACGGUUUGUUACUCGAUCAUCGCAUAUUUCCUCUGGAAGCAGAAGCAGAAGUUGAGGGCGCUUCAGCAGGCUGGGCGCACGCAGCGCGGGGAAAUGAAGAAGACGAAGAGAACAGACGGAGUGAAGAUGGCCUCUUCUACGACAACCACCACAGAUGCAUCGGGCCAAUCGGUGAGUGAUCCCUCGAUGGCGGAUUCGGCAAGUGUUGUGACAAUCCGGACAAACACAACCUACAUCAAUCAAGACAAGGUCGUCCCAGAGGCAUCGUGGAGCAGUACCUCACCCUCUGAUCAGAAGGGAGAAUCUGGUACUGAUGUAGCUUCUGACGGGAACCGAUGUAGGAGUGGGAUCCAAGAGGAAAGGGUACAAGCUCCUUCUACAACCGAUAGCGCUCCAAUGGCUGAUGAACGUGGCAGAAACAAAGCGGUCGAUACCGCCUCCACUGUCAAAAGAGAGAAGAAAAACUUCGAGGUGCAGAAACGAGUGGCUCUCAUAGGAUUCCUUCUGGUGCUGUCACAGGUCAUUUGCUGGGGACCGUUCUUCCUCGUUCGCGCCAUGUCUGCUGAUGUUCCCGAAAGUGUGGGUGUGUUCACUAUGUGGUCAGCCUACUGCGUCAAUGUCAUCAACCCACUCAUCUAUGCAUUCAUGAACCGACGGGCAAGGAAAGAACUCGUCACCUUCAAAGACACCAUCCGGAAGAAAAUGCAAUGCACGGGGAAUCCCCGAUGAAAUUUAGUUUAUCAGCCAUGACGCAUACAGGAAAAUGGCACUUCCUUUCAAAUGUUCCUGUAGAAUUAGACAGCGCUGUAUGGGAUUGUUAUUGCUUUAUGAUAGACAUUACACAUUUUCGGCUGUUUUAUCUUUUCGAAGAUUAAUUACAUUGAUAUUUUAGCUAUUGCUAUCACGGUUAUAUCUUUUAACUAAUUUCAUUGACACUGUCAAUACAGACAUUGUACAAAUAAUAUUGGUUUAUAUCAAUAAUGUUGGUAAAUUCGAAUUUGUGAGCACGACAAAGAUCAUUAACUUGAAGGGACAGAAAAGGUUGGAAAACGGAAUCAUAGAUGAGGAAUAUAAUAAGUUAUAUGAAUAUAUGUAUCUAAGGAAUAGGCUUAUAAGGAAUAUCGAGCCAAAAUAUUUUCCACUGGAAAAUCGACGAGACUAACAUCUGGGUAUCGUUUAACAAAACCGACAUAAUAACAAGUUAGCCGACAACCCACUGAAGUGCGUGUCUUAAGUUGACGUGUGUUAUAAUGGGACAUCAGUGAACUUGUGAACCCAGACCGACAAUUCCGUUAUUAGACCGAAUGGACGAGAAGGGUUCAUUUUGGGAUCGGUGUGUAGUCGGUUUGGUAACUGAGAUGUGACUGAGUAAUGUUCGAAGGUGCUCUAGAUCUAUUAAUUCUUUGGGGAAAACCGUUUCAUUGUACAUGUUAAUUCAAUCAAUAAAAACUGAAUAAAUCUACAAUCGCAGUAGCCAAUCAGUCAAUCAAUUAUCAAAGAAUGAAUCAAUUCAAUUAAUCAGCCAAUUAAUCACUCAGUCAAUCAAUUAUCAAAAAAUGAACAAUCACAUUAACUAUCAAUAAAUAAAUAAAUCGAUCAAUCAAUCCACCAAUCAAUUCGCCAAUCAAUGAAUAUUGCAGUCAAUGAGUUAUUAAACAAUCCAUCCAUCAAUCCAUUCAUCAUUCUUUCAAUCAACCAACCAACCUUUCAAUCAAUUAUUCAAUCAA
This is a messenger RNA of Strongylocentrotus purpuratus (purple sea urchin), 2659 nucleotides long. Its product is annotated as alpha-2 adrenergic receptor. The record is from RefSeq and is a predicted model, not a curated record. Lineage: Eukaryota; Metazoa; Echinodermata; Echinoidea; Camarodonta; Strongylocentrotidae. The coding region runs from base 300 to 1661 and encodes 453 amino acids. The transcript is spliced from 4 exons. Gene Ontology annotation, biological process: G protein-coupled receptor signaling pathway. Gene Ontology annotation, cellular component: membrane. Gene Ontology annotation, molecular function: G protein-coupled receptor activity.